AUGUCCGCCGAAAGACCCACCGGAAUCCAGACUACGGCACUAGUGACAGGGUCAUUCCUGUCCGGCGCCAUGAUGUCUCUCUCGUUCAUCGCAGUCCCCGUUCUGCUGGAAACGACCAGGGACGCGCCGCAGCUUCUCACCGCCUGGACACGCACAUACCAUUACGGUCACCUUGCCCUGCCGACCAUGAGCGUCGGGACAUUCCUCCUUUACAUUUACGCGGCUAGGGCAUCGAAGAAGGGCAAAGGCCGGUCGAGGGGUAUCCUCGCUGCAGCGGGCGUGGCGACGGUAGCUAUGGUGCCGUUCACGUGGGCCUUCAUGUUGCCCACGAACGACGAGUUGUUCCGCUUGCAAGCGGCCAGCGUCACGGAGCCGGGGGUUGCUGGUUUCGAUGCGGUGCGCGAGAUGGUAACUUCUUGGAGUUGGAUGCACGUAAUGCGGUCUCUGAUGCCGCUGGUCGGGGCUAUCUUGGGUGCGAGUGCAAUUUUGGCGGGCUAG
Messenger RNA from Diaporthe amygdali, 498 nucleotides. RefSeq lists its product as uncharacterized. Bases 1 to 498 code for a protein of 165 amino acids. The transcript has 2 exons. The record is from RefSeq and is a predicted model, not a curated record. NCBI's taxonomy places the organism in Eukaryota, Fungi, Ascomycota, Sordariomycetes, Diaporthales, Diaporthaceae.